This is a messenger RNA of Carya illinoinensis, 456 nucleotides long. RefSeq lists its product as uncharacterized. The transcript has a single exon. The record is from RefSeq and is a predicted model, not a curated record. Bases 1 to 456 code for a protein of 151 amino acids. NCBI's taxonomy places the organism in Eukaryota, Viridiplantae, Streptophyta, Magnoliopsida, Fagales, Juglandaceae.
AUGGUGAUGUUUCGUGAGGCCUUAGAAACAAAUGAAUUAUUUGAUAUGGGAUAUGUGGGAGACUGUUUUACAUGGAGUAAUGGUCAUGAUGACCAUACUUUUACAAAGGAAAGACUUGACAGGUAUGUGGCAAACAAGGAAUGGAGAGGGAGGUUCCAUUUAGUAAAGGUGGAAGGUUUGGUUGCCAAAAGCUCAGACCACAAACCUAUUUUAAUGAUGGCAAGGAAUGAAAGAUAUAGGGAGACGAGAAGGAGGUUUCUAUUUAAAUUCAAAGCAAGUUGGUUAAGGCAAGAGGAUUGUGAGAUGGUGGUGAAAAAAGUUUGGGAGAGGAAACAGCUAACACUUGAACCCAUCAAGCAGCAGAAUUUGUUGCAAAGAUGUAGUGGUGAGCUAACAAAGGACUUCAAAAAGAGGGAUAGGGAAAGGGGAGGAAACAUAGAGCUGCUAUCAAAAUAG